UCAUGUUCGUAUUUUCAUUUCACACAACACACUCACUUCUUUUCUCUAAAAACCUCUUUCUUUUUCAUUUUCUUCCACUGAAAAACCCUAGCGAAUCACCACCACCUUCAACUUCACCAAUGGCGUAUCGUCUUCGCCACGCGAUCCGUCACUACUCAACAAUCCUCUCUCCAAACUCCUCAACACCACUAACUUCAAAGCAAAAAUCAAGAGCCGCACUCCGUCUCCUCAAAUCCGAAACCAAUCCAGAAACCAUCGUCGAAAUCUGUCGCGCCGCCUCACUCUCACCUGAAUCACACCUCGACCGCCUCGCUUUUUCACGCGCCGUCAACAAACUCACCGCAGCUAAAAACUUCGACGCCGUCCGUCAAUUCCUCGACGAACUUCUCCAAACCCGACCCGACCUUCAAAACGAACGUUUCAUUUCUCACGCUAUCGUUCUCUUCGGUCAAGCCAACAUGCUUCAUCAAGCUAUGAACACUUUUAAUCACAUGCGUGAAAAUCUCAACAUUGUUCCAUCUGUUAAAUCGCUGAACGCGUUGAUUUUCGCUUCGCUCGUCGCAAAGAAUCACAAAGAGGUAACGCGAAUUUACCUUGAAUUCCCUAAAAUUCAUUCGAUUCAACCUGAUGUUGAAACUUAUAAUUUGGUCAUUAAGUCUUUUGCUGAAUCUGGUUCAGCUAGUUCUGUGUUCUCUAUUUUAGAUGAGAUGGAUAGGAAUUCUGUUAAACCUAAUGUUACUACUUUUAAUAAUUCGAUUGGUGGGUUUUAUAAUGAGGAGAAAUUUGAGGAAGUUGGAAAGUUGACGAAUUUGAUGGAAAAAAGGUAUGGGUUGUAUCCUAAUCUUAGUACUUAUAAUGUUAGGAUUCAAAGUUUGUGUAAGUUGAAGAGGUCUUCUGAGGCUAAGGCUUUGUUUCAAGGGAUGAUUUCGAGAGGGAGGAAGCCGAAUUCCGUUAGUUAUUAUCAUUUGAUUGGUGGAUUUUGUAGGGAAGGAAACCUUGAUGAGGCUAAGAGAUUGUUUAGUGAUAUGAAGUUAAGAGGUUUUAAGGUUGAUGGUGGCUGUUAUUUUACCCUGGUUCACUUUUUGUGUGAAAGUGGGCAGUUUGAGUCUGCUUUGGAGAUUGCUAAGGAGAGUAUUGGGAAGGGUUGGGUUCCGAAUUUUACCACGAUGAAAAAGCUUGUGAAUGGGCUUGUUAGUGUUUCAAAGGUUGAUGAUGCUAAAGAGCUUAUUAAGGUAAUCAAGGAGAAGUUUGCUGAAAAUAGUGACAAGUGGAGUGAAAUUGAAGAAGGGUUGGCUAAGGAAUGAAGAGUGUUGUCUGGUUGUGUUAUUUUUUGGUCAAUUGGUGGCUUUUCUCAGGAACAUGAGCUUAAAAAUGGCUUUCUUUUGUUUUGCCAUUUCCUCUGGCGCCUUGGCGUUUUGCUAAAUCCAUUGUUAGUUGGUGAUGCGACAAGUUAGUUUUGUAUGUUUGCCAUAACAUUAUUUGUUUGGGUAAUAAAAUGUACUGGAAAUGGUUCCGAUGAUAGAAUUCUUAAUUAUUCUAAUUUGAUUGACCUCUUUCGAUUGCAUUAUCUCAA
Messenger RNA from Cicer arietinum (chickpea), 1573 nucleotides. Its product is annotated as pentatricopeptide repeat-containing protein At1g11630, mitochondrial. NCBI's taxonomy places the organism in Eukaryota, Viridiplantae, Streptophyta, Magnoliopsida, Fabales, Fabaceae. Gene Ontology annotation, molecular function: protein binding. The record is from RefSeq and is a predicted model, not a curated record.